GAAGGAUGUUUGAUGGAGAGAUGGUGAGCUUGGAAGCGAUCCUGGCUACAAACACAGUGAAAGUGCCCAGGCCUGUGAAGGUCGUGGACCUUGAGAGAAGUGGAGCUCUUCUCAUAAUGGAACAUGUGGAGAUGAGGAGCUUAAAUAAAUACUCAUCAAAGCUGGGGGAACAACUAGCUGACCUGCAUCUUUACAACAAGAAACAGACAGAGAAACAAAACAAGGAACAGCAGACUGUUGGAAAAGGAUCAGGAACAUCUGAAAUUCAACUAGCCAACAAGUUUGGGUUUCACGUGGCUACCUGCUGUGGUUAUAUCCCUCAGGUAAAUGAUUGGCAGGAUGAUUGGGUGUCUUUUUUCGCCCAGCAAAGGCUGCAGUACCAGCUCAGCUUGGUGGAACAGUCAUAUGGAGACAGAGAAGCCAGGGAAUUGUGGGCCAAACUUCAACUGAAGAUCCAUCAGCUGUUUACAGACGUAGAGGUGGUUCCAGCUCUGCUGCAUGGAGAUCUCUGGGGAGGAAAUGUGGCCGAAUGUUCUGACGGUCCCAUCAUCUUUGACCCAGCAUCAUUUUAUGGCCAUUCAGAGUUCGAACUGGCUAUUUCUGGCAUGUUUGGUGGUUUUGGGAGCUCGUUUUACAAUGCUUACCAUGAGAAGAUCCCCAAGGCCGCUGGCUUUGCAAAGAGGCAACAACUAUACCAGCUGUUCCACUAUCUGAACCACUGGAAUCAUUUUGGUGGUGGCUACAGGGGUUCUUCUCUACGGAUUAUGAAGGAUCUAACAAAGUAGAUGCACCCUGAUUCAUAAAGUCAUUAUUAAUGAAGGUGGAUGCAUUGACAAAAAGUCUGUUGUCUUAAUAUAAUUUACACCGAUUAAAAAAAAAAAUCAUAUAUAUAUAGAUAAAACUGUACAUUUAUGCUUCCAAACAAUGGCCAAAAAUAAGUUGUUUAAAAUACAUAAUUCCUUUUUUGUUGUGAAUUGCACUUUAACUUGAUUAUGCUCUUGAAGAGAGCCUCAUUUACAAGACUGCUUGAUUUAAAAUGUGUGCACUGAGUAGCAUCAUAUGAUAAGUUGCUAACUGUUAAUCUACUGAUGAUUUAAAACGUCUUAUUAAAAGAGCUAGUGAGCUUGUUGUACUGUAAACUUGCAGCUUGCGGGAGUCUCAUCAGAUAUAUAAAGGAUGUUUGGACAUUCAAAUAAAACUUUU
Molecule: messenger RNA, 1203 nt
Organism: Sinocyclocheilus grahami
Lineage: Eukaryota; Metazoa; Chordata; Actinopteri; Cypriniformes; Cyprinidae
Gene: fn3krp
Product: fructosamine 3 kinase related protein
Exons: 5
Coding region: 6-785 (259 amino acids)
Source: RefSeq, a predicted model, not a curated record